Messenger RNA from Mauremys reevesii (Reeves's turtle), 2673 nucleotides. RefSeq names its product cytosolic carboxypeptidase-like protein 5. Gene Ontology annotation, molecular function: zinc ion binding; metallocarboxypeptidase activity. Gene Ontology annotation, biological process: protein deglutamylation; proteolysis. The record is from RefSeq and is a predicted model, not a curated record. NCBI's taxonomy places the organism in Eukaryota, Metazoa, Chordata, Testudines, Geoemydidae.
GGCGCGCUGCUCUGAGGUGUGGGGGGCCGGCCAAUGGGCGGGCACGUUGUUGUUGUCGGGCCGGCCGUUGUUUGGUGUCGAGCGGGGCCGGGCUCCGGGGAGCGGUGAGAAGCGGGCAGCCGGGGCCGGGCAGGUGGAGGUUCACCAGCUUGAACAAUGAUUUGUACUUAGAGCCAUAAAAAGCAGGAGGGAGGAGGAUCCGCAAGCAAAACAUCUAUAUUUGGAAGCUUGUUUCAUCCAGCAGCUCUCAGGAACAGCCCCGCAACAGCCUUGGUGCAGACAAGAGGAUGAAAUCGCACUCUCGGUGGGGGACUAAACAUGGAGAUACGCUGCGGCGGCCUCUUGUUCAGUUCCAAAUUUGACUCAGGGAACCUGGCCCAUGUGGAGAAGGUGGAACACCAGGACGGAGAAGGGGACGUAGCUGGGAACAACAGCAGCAGCAGCAGCACUACUGUGUCUGCGGUGUUUGGCAGCUCCCUGCCCACGGCUGACUAUGAAUUCAAUGUGUGGACCAAGCCCGACUGUGCUGAGACGGAGUAUGAAAAUGGGAACAGAUCCUGGUUUUAUUUCAGUGUGAAGGGAGGCGCUCCAGGCAAGCUGAUCAAAAUCAACAUCGUGAACAUGAACAAGCAGAGCAAACUCUAUUCCCAAGGCAUGUCGCCUUUCGUUAGGACCCUGCCUGUCCGGCCCCGCUGGGAGCGCAUCCGGGAGCGGCCCACCUUCGAGAUGAUGGAGACCCAGUUUGUGCUGUCCUUUGUGCACCGCUUCCUGGAGUACCGUGGCACCACCACCUACUUUGCCUUCUGUUACCCCUUCUCGGAGUGCCAGGAGAUGCUGGCCCAGCUGGACAGCCGCUUUGAGGAGUGUCAAUACAUGUCACCCAGCAGCACCCUUGACUCCAUCUAUUACCAUCGAGAGCUGCUGUGCCGCUCCCUGGACAAUCUGCGGGUGGACUUGCUCACUGUCACCUCGUGCCAUGGCAUGAGGGAGGAGCGCGAGCCCAGGCUGGACAGCCUAUUCCCUGAUGAAGCCACUCCUCGUCCGCAUUGCUUUGCAGGGAAGAGGGUCUUCUUCCUGAGCAGCAGAGUUCACCCAGGGGAAACGCCCUCCAGCUUCGUCUUCAAUGGCUUUCUGGAGUUCAUCCUGCGGGAGGACGAUCCCCGAGCCCAGAUGCUGAGGCGCAUGUUCGUCUUCAAGCUCAUCCCCAUGCUGAACCCAGAUGGCGUGGUGCGAGGCCAUUACCGAACUGAUGCCCGGGGGGUGAACCUGAACCGCCAGUAUCUGAGCCCUGAUGCAGAGCUGCACCCUGCUGUGUACGGAGCCAAAGCCGUGCUCCUUUACCAUCACAUCCACAGCCGUGGCCCACCCGCUGCUCCUGACUGGAGGAUACAUGCCUCCCCGCUCACCUCCAGCUCGCUAAGCACAAAAUCUUCCAACCAUUCCAUCCGCAACUGCACCGUGGCCCCGGAGGCUCCUCUGUCGGAGCUGGAGAAAGCCAACAACCUCCGCAACCACCCCAGCACCCAUCUCACGCUUUCUCAGGACCCCCAGCCGCUGGAAGCACCUGCUGCUGAGCUGGGGAACAAGGACCAAGCUGUGUGGAUCUUGCCUUCGGAGCCCACCGGGGAGCACUGUGAGAGGGAAGCCGAGACCGCCCCGUCAGUGGCUCCCCUGGAAGCCGUCCUGCCCCAGGAGAGCGGGCUGGCGUACUACGUGGAUCUGCACGGGCACGCCUCCAAACGCGGCUGCUUCAUGUACGGCAACAGCUUCAGCGAGGAGAAUGCCCAGGUGGAAAAUAUGCUGUUCCCGAAACUCAUCUCCUUGAACUCAGCUCACUUUGACUUCAUGGGCUGCAACUUCUCCGAGAAGAACAUGUACGCCAGAGACAAGCGGGACGGGCAGUCGAAAGAGGGCAGUGGACGAGUGGCUAUCUACAAGGCCUCGGGCAUCAUUCACAGCUACACACUGGAGUGCAACUAUAACACCGGGCGCUCGGUGAACAGCAUCCCCAUGGCCUGCCACGACAAUGGGCGGGCGAGCCCUCCACCCCCUCCAACCUUCCCCACCAAGUACACCGUGGAGCUGUUUGAGCAGGUUGGACGGGCGCUGGCCAUCGCGGCGCUGGACAUGGCAGAAUGUAACCCCUGGUCCCGGCUUGUCAUGUCUGAGCACAGCAGCCUCAACAACCUGCGAGCCUGGAUGCUGAAGCACGUGCGCAACCUGAAGGGCAUGGCUGCCUUCUCCCGCAAGAAGGGCUCCAACGGGCUGCCCGCCUUGAGCUCCGAGAAUGCCCUCUCCCGGGCCAGGAGCUACAGCCAUGGUACCAGUGGGAGCAGCGUCAGCCAGCAGAACUCGCCCCAGAUCAAAGCCUCAUCCAGCUUCACCUUCAGCUGUAACAGGGCUGGUGGCCCCGCAGGCGGGAGUCAGAGCCCUCAGAAAGGCAGCCCGAGGGUCCUGGCACCAGUGAGAGCGCAGUGUGGGCAACGCCGGAAGUGGAUUCCAGCGCACCGUGGGACGCGGCUUGAAAAGAAGAGGUUACUUACAGCGCCCAGGCCUGAUGUUCUGGAAGAUUUGUCCCUACGGGUGCUCUGCCACCCGCCCUCCUUCCCGUCUGUUUCAUCUCGUCUCGGCAGCACGUUGUGGUUCAGAAGGAACUGAGAGGGUGGUUCAUCU